Molecule: messenger RNA, 1228 nt
Organism: Eurytemora carolleeae
Lineage: Eukaryota; Metazoa; Arthropoda; Copepoda; Calanoida; Temoridae
Product: V-type proton ATPase 116 kDa subunit a
Exons: 3
Coding region: 133-1059 (308 amino acids)
Biological process (GO): proton transmembrane transport; vacuolar acidification
Cellular component (GO): vacuolar proton-transporting V-type ATPase complex; plasma membrane; proton-transporting V-type ATPase, V0 domain
Molecular function (GO): ATPase binding; proton-transporting ATPase activity, rotational mechanism
Source: RefSeq, a predicted model, not a curated record
UCUGGUUUAACUUUACUGUGUUUAGAUCCUUCCUGUAGAUGGAGUUCCUUUAUAUACUCUGGUUUAACUUUACUUUGUUUAAAUCCACCAUGUAUUCUGUACUCUGUGUUUAGAUCGUCCUGGCAGGUUACCAUGUCCUUCAAGGAUAUCCUGCAUGAGAAGGUUGUAAUGAUUGAUCCAGCUCUCCGGAAUAAUCAAACAAACAUAAGCGGAUACUAUGGGACUCCUUAUUCCUUCGGGAUAGAUCCAGUGUGGCAGCUCUCCAUCAACAAGAUCGUGUUUCUGAACUCCUUCAAGAUGAAGGUUUCGAUCAUCCUCGGCGUUAUUCACAUGCUCUUUGGGGUCUUCAUCUCCUUCAUCAACAGCAAGUACUUCGAGAAGCGUGUUAAUAUCAUCUGCGAGUUCAUUCCUCAGUUCAUGUUCCUUACCUGUAUGUUCGGGUACAUGUCCCUGCUGAUGUUCCACAAGUGGACUUCCUUUGUUGCCGGAGGGUUCGAUAAUGAUAUUCUCACCACGGAGAGAUGCGCUCCAUCCAUCCUGAUCACCUUCAUCAACAUGGUGCUCUUCAAGGAUAACGAACCUGACAGCCCUGAGUGUGAAGCAUACAUGUACGCCGGUCAGCACGGUAUUCAAAGGUUUCUCAUCCUGCUCGCUCUCAUCUGUGUUCCCUGGAUGCUGUUCGCUAAACCUCUUGUUCUCAAGAAAGAAGCUGCUUCCAAACCAAACGUACACUUCGAUAUUGUGGAGACCAUGAUUCUACAAGGAAUCCAUACUAUUGAGUAUGCUCUUGGAACCAUCUCUCAUACUGCAUCCUAUCUCCGACUGUGGGCGCUUUCUCUAGCCCACGCUCAGCUCUCUGAGGUUCUCUGGAACAUGGUUCUCCGGGUUGGACUCCAGAGGGAUCAUUGGUAUGGGGGAAUCAUUCUCUGGGUUAUAUUUACAAUCUGGGCAGUUCUUACAGUUGGAAUUCUUUGCUUGAUGGAAGGUCUCUCAGCUUUCCUUCACACUCUCAGGUAUAGUCUAACUCAGCUUUCCUUCACACUCUCAGGUAUAGUCUAACUCAGCUUUCCUUCACACUCUCAGGUAAAGUCCAACUUAAUGUUACGGAUACUGAUCCGCUCGAUAAUUUUUUUAACGUUUAGCUUUUUAAAUGAAAAAAAACGCAUACUGUUUUCGGGAUUUAUUUAUAUACCCUGGAGAUUGGAGAACCUUUGAACCGUUGGGAACU